UUUGAGAAAUCUGGUCUGCCUAUCAAUCAAAACAUUUCGUCAAAUUCGUCAAUAUUUCAGUAAAUUCGUCGUAAAUUAAGGUACAAUUGCGAACAAGUCUGCGCAAAACGACUCUCGAACCCAUCAAGUUCCUGGCGAUCAAACGUUUAUUUUCUGUUGUUAUUAACUUUGCAAUCGAAUACUUAUGAUGAGAAGUGUCAGGAGUAGUUUAACCAUCGGGAGACUUGCAGUUCAACCCAAAACGACCAAUAUUCGAGCUGGACUUGUGUAUAUUUUGGCUACACAACCUUGCAAUUCAGCCGUUGGCAAUGGCAGUCAUCGUCACUUCCACUUGUCUCAUGUCUGUGAUAAAUCCUCUAAAGAUACAACUACAGGGAACGAAGGCGGCAGCGGCAGCAAAUCCGGUGGCGAUGGCGGAAAAAAGGGCAAAAAUACGUUAUCGUGCCCAAAAUGCGGCGAUCCAUGCACGAAUGUCGAAACGUUCGUGAGUUCAACGCGUUUUGUCAAGUGCGAAAAGUGUCAUCACUUCUUCGUGGUGCUCAGCGAAGUCGAUUCGAAGAAGACAGUGAAGGAAGAUGCGCGACAGGGACAACGAAAACCCCCGCCGCCCCCCAAAAAAAUCAUGGAAUACCUCGAUCGACACGUUGUCGGCCAGGAUCUCGCCAAGAAAGUUCUCUCGGUUGCCGUGUACAAUCAUUACAAACGUAUUUAUCACAAUCUCCCAGCGACACCCACUGCCCCAAAUGCCGCGAAUGGCGGACAACCGAUGGAAUCUGUCGUGGGGCGCAACGAUUUGCUGCACAUUUCGGGCAUCGGGCACACGAUGAUGAGCAGUACGCCGACAGAAGUGCCAAGACCGCCGCCAACGCCGCCACAAAAUGCGCAUCCGGGAAGCGAAUUGCUCGAUAAGAAGACGCACGAUCUGAAGUUGGAGAAGAGUAACAUCUUGAUGCUCGGGCCAACGGGAAGCGGCAAGACGUUACUCGCACAAACGAUUGCCAAGUGCUUGGAUGUUCCUUUUGCGAUAUGUGAUUGUACGACGCUCACGCAAGCGGGAUAUGUCGGCGAAGACAUCGAGAGUGUGAUAGCAAAAUUGUUGCAGGAUGCCAAUUACAGUGUGGAACGCGCACAAACAGGUAUUGUUUUCCUCGAUGAAGUCGACAAAAUCGGUGCCGUACCUGGAAUUCAUCAACUUCGAGAUGUUGGCGGCGAAGGAGUACAACAAGGCAUGUUAAAAAUGCUUGAAGGAACGAUCGUGAAUGUCCCCGAAAAGAACAGUCCUCGAAAAUUGCGCGGAGAAACAGUACAAGUUGACACAACGAACAUCCUCUUUGUGGCGUCAGGAGCUUACACAGGUCUUGAUCGACUUGUUGCACGACGUCUCAAUGAAAAAUAUCUCGGUUUUGGCAUGCCCGCCAAUUCGUCAGAAGGUCGGAGAGCGGCUCAAGCUUCCGCAGCGCCAAUGGAUGACGAUCAAGCGGAACGAGAUGCUAACUUGAGAAAAGUGCAGGCGCGCGAUUUGGUUGAAUUUGGAAUGAUUCCUGAAUUUGUUGGUCGAUUCCCCGUUUUGGUACCUUUCCACAGCUUGGAUGUCGAAAUGCUUGUCCGGAUAUUGACUGAGCCGAAAAAUGCAUUGGUACCUCAAUACCGUGCCCUUCUCGGCAUGGAUCAAGUCGACUUGACAUUCGACCAAGAAGCAUUGAAAGCGAUCGCAACCCUUGCGCAGGAACGACAAACGGGUGCACGUGGCUUGCGAGCGAUUAUGGAAUCCCUACUGCUCGAUGUGAUGUUCGAAGUGCCUGGCUCCGACGUGAAAACCGUGCAUAUUACCGAGGACUCGGUCGGCGGUAAGAGUCCUCCGAUUUACAUGAAACGUGAAGCCUCGUCAGACAAAUCUCCGUCAUCAGAUCCAGACUCGACGUCACCGAAUUCGACGUCGACUUCGGAGGAAGAGGAGACAAAAUACAUUGUCUUAUGAAGGACCUCAUUUGUGUCAAAAACGGGCUCGAUUUUCGACGUAAGGAAGACUUACGAGGUCCCCCAAUGAAAAACUAUUGGUUAGUGUCUCGCGUGUGAAUCUUGUUACUAAAUUAAAAAGCUUCAUUUCGGAAUUUUUAGCACAAAAGCACCACUCAAUCGGCUGAAAAAAUGAGAAUUACCUUAAAUUGCUUUCACUGUGCUACAAAUUUCUCUCUCAAAAACACUUUUUUGUUGCAUUUUUCGUUACAUUCAUUAAUUUUUCUUUUUUUUCUUCUAAUUUUUUGAACUGCCUUUCACACCUUUCUUAUUGUGUCAAUUUUGUAUU
Molecule: messenger RNA, 2305 nt
Organism: Culicoides brevitarsis
Lineage: Eukaryota; Metazoa; Arthropoda; Insecta; Diptera; Ceratopogonidae
Gene: ClpX
Product: ATP-dependent Clp protease ATP-binding subunit clpX-like, mitochondrial
Exons: 9
Coding region: 185-1978 (597 amino acids)
Biological process (GO): protein folding
Cellular component (GO): mitochondrial matrix
Molecular function (GO): zinc ion binding; ATP-dependent protein folding chaperone; protein dimerization activity
Source: RefSeq, a predicted model, not a curated record